This is a messenger RNA of Nycticebus coucang (slow loris), 3847 nucleotides long. RefSeq names its product V-set and transmembrane domain containing 2A (gene VSTM2A). Lineage: Eukaryota; Metazoa; Chordata; Mammalia; Primates; Lorisidae. The transcript has 6 exons. Bases 513 to 1340 code for a protein of 275 amino acids. The record is from RefSeq and is a predicted model, not a curated record.
UUCUGUACUUUCCGUCUUCCCGGGUUGCCAGCUGGAGGGAGAUGGUGAGCCAGCCUCUCGUCUUCCUCUGGCGGCCGCGCAGCGAUAAAUUCUCGUGAAAUAAUAGCGUGUGAUCGUUCUGGUUAGAACAGUUAAUAGCUGGUUAGGCAGCCUUUCCCUGAGACGCCUUCCAGCGCGCCGCCAGGCGUCUCUCGGCCCGUCCGGUCCUCUCCUGGCCGUGCGCUAUGCUGGGGUCCCCCCUGCGUCCUCCCUCCCGGCCCCCCGCAAGCGCCGCAGUCUCCCGGCUGCACCUUCCUUCUAAGCAGCCCCCGAUCUGAUCCGCCGAGACCAGAAAGACCCAACCCAUGGGGGAGAAAAGCAAACUGGGAAAGCAUAGCUGUCGCUGCUCUCCAGAAAGCAAAGCUAGACGGAGCCGCGGAACCCGGUGCCCACAGCGCGCCGCGCUGCCCCAGCUCGCGGCAGGGAUUUUUGGCUGUUGGAUAUAUUGAUGUGACCCCCGCCCUUUUUUUGGAAUGAUGGGGAUCUUUUUGGCGUAUGUUGGAUUUGUUUUCUUUUCCGCGUUGUAUGUACAACAAGGGCUUUCUUCUCAAGCAAAAUUUACGGAGUUUCCACGGAACGUGACGGCGACCGAAGGGCAGAAUGUGGAGAUGUCCUGCGCUUUCCAGAGUGGCUCCGCCUCCGUGUAUCUGGAAAUCCAGUGGUGGUUCCUGCGGGGACCAGAGGACGUUGAGCCGGGUACCGAGGUGGCCGGCGCGCAGGUGGAGCUCUUACCCGACCGCGACCGGGACCCGGACAGCGACGGCACCAAGAUCAGCACAGUGAAAGUCCAAGGCAAUGACAUCUCCCACAAGCUUCAGAUUUCCAAAGUGAGGAAAAAGGAUGAAGGCCUAUACGAAUGCAGGGUGACAGAUGCCAAUUACGGGGAGCUUCAGGAGCACAAGGCCCAGGCCUACCUGAAGGUCAAUGCCCACAGCCACGCCCGCAGGAUGCAGGCCUUCGAGGCCUCGCCCAUGUGGCUGCAGGAUGCGAAACCCCGCAGGAACGUGUCCGCGAUCCCCGGCAGCAUCCACAGCCCCGCCACCCGCCGCGCGCACGCCACCUCCAGCCCGCACGCCGUAGCCAAAAUCCCCAAACAAAGUCCGCAAUCAGGUAAAAGUAAAAUAAUGAAGAAAAAUGCUUUAACCAAACAGACUAAAGUUGGCUUUGCAAUCCCUUCAGAGGGUCUCAUCUCCAGCUCCUUCGAACCCUCUCCAGUUUUGUUGCCAUGUCCAGAGUUGCUCAGGUCACACUCACCCCUUGUGUCUCCAACUACAAGAAGCUCAGAAAGAAAAUGCCUUUAAACACAAUGUCUGAGGAAACCAAUACCUGGAAUUAAAAGUUGAAGGCAUGUCCAAUGGGUGAUCUGCAAAGGGAGAAUUCUUCCUCCUAGCUGGUGGUGGCAGGGAGGGCACCCUUGGGGGAGGGACGGUGGGAUCUGAUCUGAAGAGUUGUGCCCAACAGGGACUGGGAGAGAGAAGCCACAGGGUCUCCCCAAAAUGAAGCCCUUUGGCUCUUUUGCACAGAGAGCAGAGAUUUCCUUCAGCUCCCUGAUACACACCCUAACGUGCUAAGCCACUCUCUGCUUGUUUCUCCCUAGAAACAAGGGUCUCCAGUCCUUUCAGAAGCCAGGCACCUCCUUCCUAGUCAAUGUCAGCUGUCCUUCCUUUGUUCUCUCAGCCUUUCUUCUUGUCUACUGAUCCCUCCUCGCCACCUUUACAAACAGGCGAGCAGAACUCUGAACAGCACGCUGCUGGGUGACCUCUCAGAAGGUGGCGUGCCCACUGGCUCCUGCCACCCUGGGGGCCCUGUGUGCUGGGCUUCUCCUCCCCAAGCCCAAGUCUCUCUCUCCACCCUCUUGGCCUGUUGCAUUCCAAAUGCUGUCUUAUAGCCCCUGGUGUCUCUUCUUUCUGUCUCCACAGUCCCCAUCUCCUCCACCCCAGCUCCUGGGCAGCCUCUGUCCUCCCACCAGGCCUUCUUGAUGCCCGGCCUCACCCUUCCUGCCUUCACUGGCUGCUUCCCGUUCACUGGCUCUGAGCACCCGCUCCUCUUGUUUGUUGGCUUCCCCACCCAAAUUCUCUCUUAAAUGUAGUUCUUCUCCCUUUCUCCACUCCCUGACCUUCCCUUUUCCAUUCCUAUGGUCUUGAACCCUCACCCUUGAAAAACUGUCCAUUCACCUUUCUGUUUCUUAUUUCUCACUCUUUUCCCCCAAACCACACAGAGGUCCCACAAGCACUAUGGAGGAUUAAGAUGACUGGACCCUGGUCCACAUUCCACUCACUGAUAUGCAGGGCCUGUGUCCCUUCCCCUUGAGCUCAAGCGGGCCUGUGAGCACUUUCACCAAAAAGUAUGAAGAAGUGAUGCUUUGUCAACUCCAGACACAGCCUUUAAAGGGAUUGGAAGCCUCUGCUCUGAGCUCUUAAAAGCCAGCUACUCUGUAAGCUAUACAUAGACCUUCAGAUCACCUUAUGAGUAAAGCCCCAGCCAAGGCCCUAGACAUGUGAUCAAGGACCUACAGGACCCUGCCUCCAUUACACCAAGCUCCAGCUGCCAUCUCAUCACAGCUUGAAGGAGGCUGAGCCAGCAGUGCCCAGCUGCAUUCAGAGAACAGCUGGGUGAGAGAUAAUAAUCCACUGUAGUUUUAAGACACUGGGUUGCAGAGAGAUUUGGUCCACAACAAAAGAUACCCCUAUCAGGCACCUAAUGCUCGACGAUUCAAAACCAAAGUUAUUAUCUUAGCUUUCUGACCAAAAAGAAAUGUUUCUGCUCCUGUAUUCCCGAAUUCUUUUAAUAACAGCAUCACAAUCACAGGUCUUAAGGAAAACUUGAAAUGUUCAUACCUCCUUCUCUGUCCGGUGUUACAUAGAAUCGUCCUAAUAAUCGUCUCCCUAAAACACCCAGGAAAACUGCAUUUUUCUGCUCCACCAAUCCUAGUUUCAUUCUCAACAUAAACUCUCAUCACUUGUCUCAUCUAUUCCAACAGUUUCUAAUAAUUCCUCUGUUUCAAUUCUAAUACAAGGAACAUAUCACAAUAGAUUGUGAAUCAUUAAGUGAUUAUGAUUUCUGGAGCACCACCACCGAUUUUUGCAGGUUCAUCUCCUGCCUUGUGUCCCCAGGGUUACUAAUUCUCACACACAGUCUUCUUUCUUGGGAUCCUGAAUGUUUUCAGAUACUUUCUUACCUCUGUGACUUUGUAAAUGAUAUUUUCUUUGUCUGGGUCUUUCCCAGUUUGCUAAAUUCCUACUCAAACACAAGUUCUUUAAUGCUCUUUCCUAAUCUCUUCCUCAGAACUGGCUGUUUUCUCAUCUGUUCUCCUCAGCCAUUUGCUCACACCUACUUUGGAGCCCUUACUGGACCUUGUCCCUUCCUCAUUUCCUCCUCGAGCUACUCAAAGUACCACAUCCUGGGACUGCACCCUCUCAGUCUCAAGCAAGUCAGAUUGGCUGACACCCACCUAGGGCUUUGUGGCUACAAAUACUAUAACUUGCAUUCUUCUAAGUAUCUUCUCGAACAAAGAGAGCUCAUGUUUUCAUUUUCUUGUUUGUAUGAUUAUGUUUUCAUUAAUAGAUAAUUUUGCUACUAUAUCAGAGCUGAUCAAGACUUUCAAAGGGUGUUUCUGAAACUGACUAGUGCAGCCAAUCUACAUCAGACUCACCAGAGGCUUCCUAAAGGUUCAGAUACCAGGACUCUACCCCGCACCCACUGAGUCAGCAUGUCCCUAGAACCAGAAAUAAGUAUUUUUAUGUUCCAGAAAUUGUAAGAAUCAUUAGCUUUAAAAACUUUACUUCUGGGUGAGAAAAAUAAAUUUGUA